Messenger RNA from Solea senegalensis (Senegalese sole), 4977 nucleotides. RefSeq names its product nesprin-2-like. The record is from RefSeq and is a predicted model, not a curated record. The transcript is spliced from 24 exons. Gene Ontology annotation, molecular function: actin filament binding. Lineage: Eukaryota; Metazoa; Chordata; Actinopteri; Pleuronectiformes; Soleidae. The annotation marks the transcript as partial. Gene Ontology annotation, biological process: nuclear migration. Gene Ontology annotation, cellular component: meiotic nuclear membrane microtubule tethering complex; nuclear outer membrane; cytoplasm.
ACACAGAAUAGUUAGAAAAGGAGAAACUAUCCAGAAGAGAAUGGCCAGAUGUGUUCAAGAUGACUAAAAUACACAAGCAGAUAACUAUGUUGUAUGGCUCUGGCUUCUCCGGUGACAGUCGCGGCCUUUCCUGCUCCUCCUGCUGCUGCUGCUCCUGCUGCUGCUCCGACAAACUCUGCUUCACGUUUCACCUCCACAAACCAAAGCACUACAGAGCAGGAUCUUCCUCCUCAGAGACCGCUGUUGUCUGGACCUGCAUCCUCCAUCAUCAGCAGUCACCCACUUUGCUGCAUGUUGCCAGGUGCCAUGCUGCCCGCAGGCCGCCGAUGAGAAAACAUGUCGUCUGACUUUUGCUCCAGAGAUGGACUGGUGGUGGAGAGGGGCUCCGUGCCCCUGGACAUCGACAACGUCCACAUGCUUCUGCAGGUGGAACAAGAGCAGAUCCAGAAGAGGACCUUCACAAACUGGGUCAACGCUCAGUUGGCAAAGCGGCGGCCACCAUGUCGCAUCGUGGAUCUCUUCAACGACUUCCGCGAUGGCUCCAUGUUGCUGGACCUGCUGGAGGUGAUGAGCAACCAACACAUCAGUCGUGAGAGAGGCAGAGGCGUGUUCCAGCACAGGAGCAACAUAGAGAAAGCCCUCGCCUUCCUGAAGAAGAAAUCGAUUAAACUCGUCAACAUAAACAUUCCUGACAUCAUUGAUGGCAGACCGUCCAUCAUCCUGGGCCUCAUAUGGACGAUCAUUCUACAGUAUCACAUCGAGGAGUUGGCCAGCAGCCUGUCCUUUGACUCACGUCAGUCCUCCAUGGAGUCUUUGGCCAGUCUGGACUCUCGCUCCACUCUGUCGAGCUGCCGCUCGGCCAGCAGCAGCCCACUUCCUCCCCGCGGCUCGCCGCUGCACGCGCGCUUCAGGGUUUCUGCCAAGAAGGCGCUCCUGCUCUGGGUCAGGGAGCAGUGUCACAGAGCCGGCUGUACCAUCAGCGUGAAAGACUUCAAAGCGAGCUGGAGGAGCGGUGUGGUCUUCCUCGCCAUCCUGUACGCUCUGAGGCCCGACCUGGUGGAUCUGUCCAAAGCCAGAACCAGGAGCAACAAGCAGAACCUGGAGGAAGCAUUUGGCAUCGCCGAGAGAGAGCUGAGGGUUCCCCGGCUGCUCGAGCCCGACGAUGUGGACGUGCGGGACCCCGAUGAGAAGUCCAUCAUGACCUACGUGGCUCAGUUCCUGCAGUACUCCAGAGAGCUGCCGCUGACGGAGGAAGAAAUGCAGACUCAGUAUCUGACGCCCGUGUGUCCUUCUCCUGUCAACCUGCCUGUUCACUACACUCCUGCUAUCUCUGCUUCUCCUCUGCGACAGGCAACGCCGGAUCGCAAGGCACAGGAAGUGACGUGCUGGCUGGUUCAGGCCUACGACGAGCUCCUGGAGGGAUGGGACUCCACCGAGGGAGAGAGCUACUCCGAGAGAUACCACGUCUUCCAGACGUUCCUCGUGUCCUUUAACGAGCAGCGACGUCCCAUCAUGCCUCUGCUGACGGCGAUGAGACGAAGCCCGAAACUGAGCGAGGAGCAGCGGGCUCUCAGAGAGGCCUGGGACGCGCUCACCGAGAAGCUUCGUGAGUACAGAAUCGAGUUGGACACGAGUCUUCCGGCGCCGCUGGACGCGGUGGCGCGCUGGCUGCUGAGAGCAGAGGGCGCUCUGUCGGAGGAGCAGGGUGACCCCCAGGACCACGGCCGCGCUGCUGACGAAGCCCGGGAGAAACAGGAGCUGCUCAAGGUUUGCCUGGAGGAGAUGCCGCAGCAGCUCAAGACCUUUCAGUCCUUCCAGAACUUGGAUGAGUUUGGAAAUGUGAUUGUUCCCACUGACAAGAUAGACGAGCUGAAAAGAAGAUUCACCGGCGUGAGAGUCACCGCCAAGUACCACGGGGUCAAGCUGGAGUACCGGGAGCAGCGGCACACAGUUCUGGAUCUGUUGGGGCAGAUCAGGACCAAGCUCCGUGUUUGGAAGAGGCCGUUCAUUUCUCCGGAGGCCGUCAGGGUGUUGCUACAGGAAUGGCAUGAGCUGGUGAACACACAGGAGCUCACGUCGCUGCUGGAAGCAGCUCUUCAUAAACUGAAACACAUUUCUGAGAAAUACUCCAGCAAAUCUGCGCUUGCUGCAGAUUAUCAGCACGUCAGUCAGCAGGUGAAGCAGCUGGAGGAGGACACUGCUGUGGUUCUGGAGGAGGUGACCGCCACCAAGAGCACCAUGGGCCGGGUGCUGUCGGCCUGGGACUCGUACAGCGACUGCCUCAGCUCCCUGCAGGCCUGGCUGGAGCAAAGCUCCGCCGCGGUGAUCCCCGGACACAGACCACCGGUGAGACCUGAGGCGAUGGCGGAGUGGGGCUCACGUCAGGCUCACCUGAACGAGGUGGGCAACUUCCUGGUCGAGUCGACCGACCCUCAGACCAGCAGGAGUCUGUCAGAGGAGCUGCGCAGGGUCAACAUGCACUGGGCCGACUUUGUCAAGAAAAACACAUUUGACAACGUGACGGAGCCCGGUGCUGAAGUCCAGACCAGACCUCAGGACCCGCAGACUCUGAUCCGAGAGGCCACUUUGAUCCUCAAGGAGCCUUUGGAGGCAACGGCAGGUCCUUUGCGCACAUACAGAAAAAGAUUACAGUUCAUCAUGAGGAAGCUAAGGGAAGUGGAUCUGGAAUUUCUCUCCUCAGAAUAUCCCGCAGAUCAGUUGCAGAAACUGAAGCUCACCAUACCUGAAGUGAUGUCGACCCUGUGUGAGGCAGAGCAGGUGUGUAUGGAGCUGCAGCACAGUGUCUCGGGUCUGGAAAGUCGCCUGGCUGAACUCCUGCACUGGGAGACAGAGGCCAGAGAGCUUUACCAGCUGCUGAGGGCGGCAGAGCGACAACAGCAUCAGCGGGGCCAGGAUCCACGAGCCAGGAUCUUGAUUUCCCGUGGUCUUCAGCUGGAGGGCCAGGUUGUGACGGAGGAGCAGGACUUGCAGGUGAUGGUAAUGACAAAUCAGAAGAGUUCUCCCAUCCAGUACCUCCGUGCCACCGGUAUUCAGGACAGAGUGCGAGCAGCUGUUGCACAGUCACAGGAAGCCGUUGGUAUGCUGAGCAGCCUGGGAGCUAGAAGAGACAGAAGCAGAAGCCCCCCAGAAGAAUCCCCUCCACCAAAAGUUUUUAUCCAGGCUCAAGAAAAACCUCAAAAUCUGAGACAGUUGGACGCCAGGCAGCCGACUCAGCAGCCUGAGUCAAAGUCAGUGUCUCAUCAACGCCACGGAACCUUUGUUCCCAAGAUAUUGGUGCAGGAAUACAGAGAGCAAACGACAACAUCUCCUCCAAUGCCGUAUUCCUAUGCAGACGCGGUGAAGCAAACAAGGACAAAGACGCCACCAGAGGUCCAGUUUCAGCCCUGGUCAAUGACUGCUGUGUCAAAACAACAGCAAACUCAGGAACCACAGCAGCAGCAGGUAGAAGAACAGCUCUACAGACAAGAUGAAAAAGAGUUACAGCAGAAACAAUUCAAGCAAAAGCAACAGCAAGAAGUGGAACAGCAGGAACCGAUGCCACCGCAGCCACAAGAAUGGCAGCAGAAGCAGGAACAAAAGUCGAUGCAGCAGCAGAUAGAGAUACAUCACUGUCAGGUUCUGCAGGGAAAAGAGUUGCCUGAGCCUGGAAAACAGCCUUCACUCCAACAGCCAGCUGUCGAGAACCUUGCUUCAACCUCCAAUGAGCUUCAAAGCAGAAAAGCUCGGGCCAUGAAAAACCGGCCUUGGCUUCAGAAACCAGUCUCAGAAGACCAAAAAAUCUCAGCUCCACAUCCGGAAGAGGAAUCUGCUCAGAACCUUAUUCAAGCUACACAAAUACAGCCAGAUGUAGAGAUGGGAAGGGUAUCUGUUCAAGUUGUACAUCAGCAUACUGGAGAUCUUGAGCCUCAGCCACAAUCGAAGGCCAAGGCAACUAAGCAGCUACAGCAAAAGCAAAAGGAGCAACAAUGGCAAACACAGCAAUCUCAAAAUCAGCAACAAAAGGAACGACAUCCAGACCGAAAGGAGCAGCAGGAGCAAUUACCACGACCAGAAAAGCAGCCCAAGCAACCAGAGCAAUUUCAACAGGAACAACUAAAACAAGUACCAUCACAUUCUAUUCCUAGACAGACACAACCAGAUUCAGAUGCCAAGGUUAAAACCCAGAGUGUAACUGUGACUCAACCUCUCCCACAAACUCAGGCACAACUCCAAACCAUGGUUCAGUCAGCAUCUCAGACAACUGUAUCCCACACUAUCACAAACACCCAGCAAUCAUCAAAGACCAUGUCACAAACUAGCCAAGGUGAGUCGCAGGCACAAGACCUUCCACCGGCCCAUGGCCCCAUGAAGACACAGUUAUCGACCCAGCCACAAACACAUCUCCAAGGUCAGGCUCAGCCCCAGGGUCUUGCCCAUGGUCCAGCUAUAGCUCAAGUGCAAACAUGGGCUCAAAUUAGACCCUCUUCACCAAUGCAGGCUCCACUACAGGGCAAAAUUCAGCCUCCUGUGCCAUCCCAUAUCCAGCUGCGUAGUCAUCCACAGUCAUGGGCCCCUGUCAGGUCCCCCUCCCCUAAGCCACCUACACAGGCCCAGCAACAAGCCCAUGGUCAAGCAGUCGUUGAUCCUCAAAUCCAUGCCAAGUCUAUGGUCCAAGCUAAAACUCAUCCUCAAACAAUGGCCCACUCAGAAAACCUUGCCCAAUCAAUGACUCAGGUUCAAUCUCUUCAACAGUCCAUAGCCCGUCCUCAGACUGAUCCUCAGUCCAUGGCUCAACUUCAAACCCAUACUCAGUCCAUGGCUCGUCCUCAGACCAAUCCUCAGUCCAUGGGUCAACUUCAAACCCAUCCUCAGUCCAUGGCUUGUCCUCAGACCCGUCCUCAGCCCAUGGCUCAACCCCAAACCCAUCCUCAGCCCAUGGCUCCACCUCAAACUCAUCCUCAGCCCAUGGCUCCACCU